Molecule: messenger RNA, 2993 nt
Organism: Trametes versicolor FP-101664 SS1
Lineage: Eukaryota; Fungi; Basidiomycota; Agaricomycetes; Polyporales; Polyporaceae
Product: histone deacetylase complex protein
Exons: 19
Coding region: 21-2060 (679 amino acids)
Biological process (GO): chromatin organization
Cellular component (GO): histone deacetylase complex
Molecular function (GO): histone deacetylase activity
Source: RefSeq, a predicted model, not a curated record
ACCGCACUAACCGGAGCCCCAUGGCGUCUUCCUCAAGGUCCAGCGGUCCCCCGCCAGAGCUCGGCCAGGACAGCAUGGAUGUGGACGGCCCAGCCCCCAAUGGCAGCGCAAACGACGCGAUCCCCGCACCGCGAAUCCGCGCAUCCUCCAUGCCCGCGACGCUCCGGGCGAACGCUUACCACGUCGGCUACGUAUACUCGAGCAAGAUGAUGUCGCACAGCUGCGUGCAUGGCCACUGCGAGCAGCCUGAGCGCAUCUCGCGAAUUUUUGAUAUACUGAACCAGAACGACUGUUUGAAGAAGAUGAAGCGACUGCCCAUUCGGCGUGUUUUACGGGAGGAAGCGCUCCUCGUUCACAGCCAAGCGCUCUGGGACAAGGUCCUUGCACUGCAUUCGCUGACCGACCAGGAUAUAGCAGACUCGGAGGCAUACUAUAAUGACCUGUCCCUUUACGUUCAUCCUACGACACCAUAUGCCGCUCAGCUAAGCGCAGGUGGCGUCAUUGAGGCUACCCUAGCCGUCGCCCGAGGGGAAGUGAAGAAGGCCUUCGCCAUCGUUCGUCCGCCCGGUCACCACGCCGAACCGGACGAACACAUGGGCUUCUGCUUCUUCAACAACGUUUCAAUCGCCGCCAAGGUCGUCCAACUCAAGUCGACCCUGAAGCGAAUUCUCAUUCUGGAUUGGGACGUACAUCACGGCAAUGGCACGCAGCGGGCCUUUUACGAUGAUCCAUCCGUCCUUUACAUCUCCCUUCACCGCUACGAAGGCGGAAAUUUCUAUCCCAACGGACCGUUUGGUAGCAUGACAUCCUGCGGCGAGGGCGCAGGUCUUGGCUAUUCCGUCAAUAUACCCUGGCCAGAGAAAGGCAUGGGCGACGCCGACUACAUUCUCGCGUUCCAGAAGAUCGUUAUGCCUAUCGCCUUAGAGUUCUCCCCCGACCUCGUCAUCAUUUCUGCGGGGUUCGACGCCGCCGAAGGCGACGACCUUGGCGAAUGCCACGUCUCUCCCGCGGGCUACGCCCACAUGACGCACAUGCUUUCCUCGCUUGCCGGCGGAAAGCUCGUAGUCGCGCUGGAGGGCGGGUAUUGCCUGGACGCCAUCGCCGCGUCCGCAUUAGCAGUCACACGUGUAGUCCUCGGGGAGAUGCCGCCACAGCUUCCACCGCUUACUGCAUCUGAGGCGGCGACGGAGACGAUCUGGCAAGUCUCUGCGGAGCAGAGCAAGUACUGGAAGAACCUCGACCCUAAAGUGUGCGAACCUAUGGAAGAGCUCGAGCAAAUCGCAUUGUCGCUACCAGAGCUGCUGAAAGCUCACCGCCAAGAUUAUCUCUUCCGCACGCACGGGAUGCUCGAGGUUCCUCUCAUGAGCGCCCCCCUCAUCGAACGGUUCAAUGCUCAGGUGUCGUGCACAUCCGAUAUCAUGGACAACGACACCCUCAUCGUCUUCGCCCACGAAUUCGGCAAUUUGGCCGUAGAGCUGGACUCCGUCACGCAUUGCAACGUCCGCCAGGAGCAUUCGUACCUCAUUGACUGCUCCAAAGCACUACUUACGUGGGCGAAAGCCGAAGGGUACGCAGUACUAGACGUUAAUGUCUACCCUAAACCCUUCCCGAAGACGAAGCUCAAGCACACAGACGACUACGGAGGCGCGGUGAUGGUAUACCUGUGGGAUAACUACGUGCAGCUGACGGGUGCUCGACGAGUGGUCCUCGUCGGCCACGGCCCUGGCUGUAACGCCAUCAUGAGCCUGAUUGCCCAGCGCGCCGCGAGUGUGCUGAAGACUGUCGAAGGCGUCGUACAGGUCGUCGGACUGCACAACGUCCCCACCACCCCGCCAAACACGCCCUCCCUCCGCCAAUGGUACUUCGACAACUCCAUCGUCGUCGUACCGUCAAACCACCCCAUCUUCCAUGACUCAAAGACGAUGAAGAAGCACGGCCAGGUCUUCCGCAUCGACGAGGAGAAGCCAAUCAAGCUCAUCAUCAAGGCCAUGCCCGGCAUCCAGGGCUUCAUCAAGGACAAGUUCUCGAAUGCAAGCGUGAACGGAGAUGCCACCUCCUAGGACCACCCAUUUCUUUCCCGAGCCGGACGUGUAGACAUGCCUCCUCUAUCCCUUCUGUUGUCGAUACUCGCUCUCCUUGUUAUGUGUGGAAUACAUGUUGUCCCAAACCAGACCAUCGAGCACACCGGAGGCGCCUGCAGGCUCCUUGAGUAACAGAGACAGAACGCAGGGUAAUAUGUUGUCCAAUCUAUGUAUUGACUAGCGCAAAGAGAGCGGGACGUAUGGUUUUCUCCAGCAGCCGCUCCCACGUCACUAGGACGGGAUGGCAUACAAUCAGACAGAUUGCGAAAGCAGGCUGUUAAGCUUGUUGACACGCGACGCAACGCUGAGGUCGAUAGUCUUGUCACCGAAGUCCACGACGACACCGCCCAGCACGGACGAGUUGAUCUUGUUAGAGAUCUUGAGCGACUUCGCCGCCUGCGCCGCCUGGCUCUGCUUCAACAGCGCCUCCAACUUGCUCUGCACAUCCCUCGGCAGCGGCGCCGCGCUCGUAAUCGUCACAUUCAGCUCGCCCUUGUACCCCGCAACGAGCUCAUUGAACCCCUCAAUGACACCCUCCGUCUCGACCAGCCGCCCGUUCUGCGACAGCACGACGAACAGGUUUUUCGUGAUGUCCGACGGCGCCUCCUUGCCCGCCGCGGCGUAGAGGGCCGCGAGCCCCGCCUCGCGCUCGCCCGCGGACAGCGUCGGGUUCGAGAUGAAGGUUGCAAGCUCGGGCGUCGCCUUGACGGCGGAGUGGAUCGCGUUCAGCUCGGUCUGCACCUUGCUGAGCACCUGCGGGGACGACUUGAGCGCGGCGGAAAAGACCGCGUUGGAGUACUUGAGCGCGAUGGUGCUCGCGGCGCGGCGUCCGAGGCCAGCGGAGAGGGCGGCUGAGCGAGCGGCAGCGAACAUCAUGGUGAGAGAGACGAGGGAGGAGGUAGACAGGUAGCU